Striga asiatica is the source of this 585-nucleotide messenger RNA. NCBI's taxonomy places the organism in Eukaryota, Viridiplantae, Streptophyta, Magnoliopsida, Lamiales, Orobanchaceae. The record is from the annotation of a GenBank genome assembly.
AUGGAAAACCCUAACCUCGACGGCGCCGCUCAAACACCCCCAACCGACCAAGGCAGACACGAAAACACCUCUCCCCAUCCAUCCAAUUCUUUCCUAUUCGCGCCGUCGUUCUCCAACAUUAACUUGCAACGGAUGGCAACAAAGGUUGCGUACUUGCCGGAGUCGGCCAAGUCCGAUCUGAUCACCGAGGCUGCGGCUAAUCACUCUUCCGUACUGUAUGAUCUCCUUAAACUCCUCUCCCUACCUUAUCGCCAAACACCUCUGGUGUUACCCGGAAGCCUCUCCGUGGAGCCACGGGUGGUGGAGCUUGCACGCGUGGUGGCCCGGGACGAGAGUAGGAAAAUCUACGUCCAUAUUCUGAGUGGUGAGACGAGUAUGAACAACCUAUAUGGUGCUGUUAGGGAAUUUGGGGAUGUUGAAGCGCUGGGAUUUUGUUGGUCUACCACUCUAGCUACGGUCAAGUAUUUCGAUCCCCGGGCGGCAAGACGAGCCAUCGAAACACCUGUUGAGGUUAUGAACAGGCAUCACCUCCGAUGGCACUCGCUCACCACGGUUUGUUCUAUCUGCCAGAGGGGUGGUUUGUGA